Dermochelys coriacea (leatherback sea turtle) is the source of this 3356-nucleotide messenger RNA. RefSeq lists its product as uncharacterized. The transcript has 2 exons. Lineage: Eukaryota; Metazoa; Chordata; Testudines; Dermochelyidae. The coding region runs from base 1200 to 2105 and encodes 301 amino acids. The record is from RefSeq and is a predicted model, not a curated record.
CGUUAAGUGCAAGGAGUGAAUUAGGGAGGAGACCUGUAUUCCUGCGUUAUCGUACCAGAUGUUCUGAGAAUGAGAAGGAGACACACUGUCUCCACUCCCUGUUUCUGUUUCAUGUAUGUUCUUAACUCCUCAUCUCCCGCUUGACAACUGGAUUGAUAAGAAAGUUGGGGAGGCAUAAUGACUUGAAAAAGCUAUAUACAAUAGGAGAUAGGUAUGCAUGCAUGAUAAAAGACUUUUAACUAGCAAAGGGGGGGGGGGCUUGGGCUAUUUCAUGAAUAAUCUGUGACGCGACGGACCUGUCUAUAAAAACCUAUUAGUUUUGCCUAGAAGCAGGCUGAUUCUCUUGGGAGAUGGGCUGCUCUUUAUUUUUGUGUGCACUCUUCAAUAAAGAACUUAUACUUGGACCUUGCUGGUGUUGCCUGUCUCUCUGCGGUCAGACAACAAACCGCGCUGUCUGGGAUUCGAGUCCCCGACAAAUUUGGCGACCAUGAAAGGACUCAUCUGACUCUCCGAUGUAGGAUCAGACUCUAAAAGCAAUGCAGCGCGCAUUCUCCGGCUUCGAGGAGCCUUGCCAAUGAUCUGAUUCCUGCGUCGGCGAUAAGGUGUGUCCUGCGAACCAGCUGAAGCCCAUAGAAAUCCAGCAAUGUCCACCUACCCAUUGAGUAGGCUCCAGAUCCAGGUCUUCGGGGUUCGAGUCCCUGGAGAGGUCUCUGUAUUUACAGGUGAAAAAAGUCCUGCUCCAAGGAUCCUAAGCAAACCUGCCAUUUGUUAAAACCAGGUGACUGGGUCUACAAAAAGGUCCAUCAACAAAAGACUACUCUGGACCCAUCCUGGAAAGGUGUUUUUUUUAAGUCCUGCUAACUACCGCUGUGAAGUGCCAAGGACUGACUGCCUGGACCCAUGCUUCUCACUGCAAAAAGACCCCUUCACCUCGAGAUGACUUCACUUCGACUACUGCUCAGCCUGUCCCUCCUUCUGGGUUUUUUCUUUCCUCCUUUUGGACAGCAGGGGAAAGGACAAGGUGAAGUGCUAGUAACCUCUCCCUUGUCCAUUGACAGAGCUAACCUGCAUUGCACCGCUAGGGAACCUGGAAAAAAUUUCCCCAGAAGCAGACGGCUUCGGACUUUGAGGGAGCUACGCACGUUCACCCCACCGUAAACUGGGUGAAUCAGAAGAGACAACAUUCGUGUUCAAGAACAAUGGACUGCCACCCCUUUGGGCAAUCUGAAGCUCCGACUGCAGCUGAACAAACCUUGAGUUCGUGGUAUCCUAUCCGAAAAGGAUGGCCCCAGGAUUUAGCCUGGGUUCUUGUGUUUGUAAUCUGUUUGUUAUUUGUUUUUUUGUUUUUGUUUUUUUUGGUGGUACGAAGAGUAGAAAGUAUAGAAUCACAUAGUCCUAACACAUUUAUACGCCUUGCCCAUGAAAUGAAAGCUCGCAUGCCAGCCCUACAAAAUACUUCAUGCUGGGUGUGCUCGUUAAUGCCAGCUGAUAGCCAAAAGGGUCUUCCCAUGGUCCCUAUUCUUCUUAGUGCAAUGAAUAUGACCUGGACUCCAUCCUGGAAGGAUUCCUCAGGCAAUUUAAAUAUUACCUGGGCGGAUACCGGCAUCUCUGAGAGCAAGUAUCUAAUAGUUUGGAAACGAGUUGGUCAAUGGUGCCUCUUGAAAAAGGGAAAAAUAGCAUUAGGAAAUAGUGAGUGCAACGCUUACUUUAACGGCACUCAUUUUGGGAGCAAGAGAGGUCCUAAUAUCACUCUCCUGGAUGGGGCAACCUCUUGUACCUCUGAAUGGCACAGUUUCACAGGUCACAAGUGCAGUUUACAUGGGGAGGAGAAUUUCCUGUAUCAUGGUCACAAAUUGGUGGAACAUUACGUCAUCAAUUGCACGCUUGAGUAUAACCUGACAACGCAUAUUAUGUGCUUAUGUUCCUCCAGUGCCUCCACAACUAAAUUCUCCCUUCUCCCAUCUUGGACAGGGUGGUAUAGACGUACUAAUAAUACCUGGUCCAAAGUCACUCCUACUCUCUUUGGAGUAUACUGGGUAUGUGGUAAUAAGGCAUACCUAGCCCUUCCUCCUUCAUGGAGUGGAUCCUGCUAUUUGACUUGUUAGAACCACCUGUAGUAUAUCGCGCACAACUUCCCAAAGGAAGAAUCAGAAAUGUAAGAGGGGUGGAGGAAGACAUUAAUGAUUCUUGUCCCCUUACUUGGAGUGCCCUAAACGAUUGGAUAGGUGCUUGUGCAGGAUUCGUCUUCGCCUGUGGGGGCGCCACUUGGCAUAUUGGAGAAGGAGUUAUGAGACUUCAGGGAAUAUUAGAGAUAAUGGCAAAUACUAUUGCCAAGGCCUUGGUAGCUUUAGCAACCGAGCAAAAGAAACUAAGGCAGAUGGUCCUUCAGAACCGCUUGGCGUUAGAUAUUUUGCUGGCCUCCCAGGGAGGAACAUGCACGUUAUUUGAGCAGGAAUGCUGUGUAUAUAUUCCAGAUGUUUAUAACGCCACCUGGGAAAGAGCAAACCACCUUAUACAAGUUGCAAAAGACCAUGGAGGAGAGUGGGUUGACUCGUGGUGGAGCAAUUUGUUUAAUUGGAUUCCAGAUAUAGGUGGCUGGCUACAUAACCUGCUUUGCAGUGCUGUUGUAAUCAUUUGUGGUUUAAUAGUUUUGUAUGUUAUGCUAAAAUGUGGCUGUUGGGUGGGUACUAAGUUGUGCCCUACCAACUAGUGGAUAUUUCACACACAUGACUUCCUGUGUCCCCAGAGUUCCCCCACGACACUCUGGGGACAAAGCGGGGACUGUUAGGAAAAUGUAACAUGAAGCAGUUAUGUCAACCGAACCAAAGUUAGGCCAAUGCAGGAAUGCUAGGAAGGUACCUGACUGGAAUAGGUAGGAUGAAAGAAUGCUCGUUAAGUGCAAGGAGUGAAUUAGGAGGAGACCUGUAUUCCUGCGUUAUCGUACCAGAUGUUCUGAGAAUGAGAAGGAGACACACUGUCUCCACUCCCUGUUUCUGUUUCAUGUAUGUUCUUAACUCCUCGUCUCCCGCUUGACAACUGGAUUGAUAAUGAAGUUGGGGAGGCAUAAUGACUUGAAAAAGCUAUAUACAAUCGAAGAUAGGUAUGCAUGCAUGAUAAAAGACUUUUAACUAGCAAAGGGGGGGGGGUUGGGCUAUUUCAUGAAUAAUCUGUGAUGCAACGGACCUGUCUAUAAAAACCUAUUAGUUUUGCUUAGAAGCAGGCUGGUUCUCUUGGGAGACGGGCUGCUCUUUAUUGUUGUGUGCACUCUUCAAUAAAGAACUUAUACUUGGACCUUGCUGGUGUUGCCUGUCUCUCUAUGGUCAGACAACGAACCGUGCUGUCUGGGGUUCGAGUCC